AUGGGUGUUGAUACCUUUAGAGGUUCAAGACUUCAAGACCUUGGAAGCGGAGGUGUAGUGCUAACGUAUUGGCCACCCGCUCAACCUGGAGGUCGUCGGUUCGAGCAAAACAGUGCAUUUUUUCCAGGAGUCCUACUCGAGAGAGAUUCAGAUAGGCAAUGUUCAGUUGGCUGCAGUUCCUGUUCCGGUUCAACAUGCUUGAAAUGUGAAUCGUCAUAUUUUUUGUCCAGUAGCUCCUGUUCUCCAUGUCCAGGACAGUGCACCAGCUGUACCGUAUAUAAUAACUGUACUUCGUGCAAACCAAAUAAAUGGGGUUCAGGUAGUCAAUGCCAGUACACCUGUGUAGAUAGUUGUUAUAAUAAAGAAUGCCAAUAUGACACUGGCUAUUGUGUUCAGUGUAAACCUGGACUGUACGGGCUACAAUGUCAACAUAAUUGUAGCGACUGUGAGGGUGAUCUUUGUGAUUUACGUAGAUGCACGCGCGGAUGUAAACAAGGAUAUUACGAGUACAAUACCGAGUAUGAAUCAAUAUGUCAAACAUGUCCGACAGAUUGUAGAAAUUGUUAUGACGCACGCACCUGUCGUGCUUGCAAUGACGGUUUUCAUUUGUAUCAGUUUCAUUUAAAAGAAAACGUUUUUGUUCAUUGUAUAAGUUGUUCAUUAGGAUCAGGCUGUUCAAAUUAUUGUAUUAUUCAAAAUUGCAAUAAGUGCGAAGUCCAUGAUGGCUCUUUGGUGUGCACAGAUUGCUCUGAAGGUUAUAGAUUUAAUGGCAAAACAUGCAUACUAAAUACAACAAGCUGUUCUCAAGAAUGUUCCUCUCAUUGUGAUGACGAUGGAAUAUGUUUAGGAAGUUGCAAAGCUGGAUGGACGGGUGAAAGAUGUUCUGGAAAGUGUUCGGAUAAAUGCUUUACAUGUAACAAAAAUAAUUCGAACAUUUGUCAACAGUGUAAAGGAGACUUUUACACUGCUGGUUGUAAUGUGGCUUGUAAAACGUCAUGUAUAAAAAUAGAAGGUAAACAAACGUGUAAACCAAAUAAUGGGUAUUGUUUGAAUGGAUGUGAACACAAUUUCUGGGGACCCGUUUGUGGCCAGUCUUGUUCUAGCGGUUGUGUAAAUAACAGUUUAUCACCAAUAUGUGAGAGAAACAACGGGACAUGUAAACAUGGAUGUAAGGACGGAUACAAUGGAGAAAAAUGUGAUACAACUAUUACAAGCAGAACAACUUUGAAACCUGAAGACACUUCGCAGUUCACUCCUACCAGCUCCGUCAAAGAAACUACACUAGAGUCUAAUGAUGGGAAGUCAGAAUCACAAAAAGACAGUAAGGAUAUGAUCAUUAUAGGUUCUGCAGCAGGCGGAGGUGUCCUUGUGUUGAUACUGAUUAUCGUUAUUAUUGUUUGUCUCGUGAAAAGAAGGUAAACAUUGUUUUGCAUUUGUAUGACCUACCAAUACAUUUUCUGUUCAACUUACAGGCUUUACUA
This is a messenger RNA of Mercenaria mercenaria, 1481 nucleotides long. Its product is annotated as multiple epidermal growth factor-like domains protein 10. Lineage: Eukaryota; Metazoa; Mollusca; Bivalvia; Venerida; Veneridae. The coding region runs from base 1 to 1419 and encodes 472 amino acids. The transcript is spliced from 4 exons. The record is from RefSeq and is a predicted model, not a curated record.